GGACCGACGCUUUUUUGAUUUACGCAUCCAUUUAUCUGUCAUCGCACGUAGAAAAAACAUAUGAGAUUUUGCAUUAUAUGUGGUUGAUUAGGGAGUGCGCAGCUAGGCAAGGCGGUUUGUCAUGGAGAGAUUAUGACGAACAGUUUAGGCUAAGACAGGCUAUCAGACCCACAUCUUGGGCAUCAAUUAAUAAUGACCUCUGGUGGAGAUGCGUACAAACUAGGCCGCAGUACUUGCCAUCUGAAAGGCCGGCAACACCGCGUAAUCAUCUUUCAUGUAAUCCUUUCAACGAGGGCAGGUGUACCUGGCCAAUGUGUAGAUUUCCACAUGUAUGUUCCAAGUGCGGUGCGUUACACGCAGCUAUACACUGCCCAAGAAACAGAAUAAAUAAUACAUCACAAUUCAACAAUUACCCUCAAAACUCUCGGACCGGAAAUUUUCGUUUUUUCCAAUCCCAGGGGACGUGGCGCAUUCAGAGGUCAGUUCAGGGGUCAGUUCAGAGCGCCCAUUAAAAAAUAAAUCGGAGAGGUUGGCUCAAAAUUUAGAUUUGAUUAACUUAGCUUAUACGCCAAUAAAUUUGUCCGCAUUGCGUCGUUAUUUAUCAGAGUACAAACAUAAAGAUUCUGAAGUUUUGUUGAGCGGUUUUCUUAAUGGUUUUAAUAUGCAUUACGAGGGUCCGGUAGUGUCCAGGGAAAGCAAAAACUUACGAUCUGCUUUAUCGAAUCCUGAUAUCGUUCAGCAAAAAUUAGAUAAAGAAAUAAACGCUGGAAGAAUGGCCGGCCCGUAUUUAGAAAAACCUCUUUCAAAUCUCAUAGUUUCGCCUGUGGGCCUGGUACCUAAGAAAACUCAUGGGGAAUUCAGACUUAUCCACCAUCUUUCAUUUCCAGAGGGAGAAUCAGUUAAUGACUAUAUUGAUACAAAAUUUUGUUCCGUGACGUACACUAAUUUUGACGCAGCAGUGACUAUGAUUCAGGAAUUUGGCAGACACUGUAAACUUUUCAAAAUGGACCUCAAAAAUGCAUUUCGCUUGUUACCAAUAAGAGUGCAAGAUUUUAAAUUACUUGGUAUAAAAUUCAAUAACUUUUAUUAUGUAGAUAAAGCCCUCCCUUUUGGCGCAUCUGUAAGCUGCAAAACAUUCGAACAGUUUUCAACCUUCUUGGAAUUUGUCGUUAAAAACAAGCUGACGUCAGGGCAGCUGAUUCAUUAUCUUGAUGACUUCUUGGGUGGAGACAGAACAAUGCCUUUAUAUAUCUGGAUUAUUGGUGACUCGCUGCCUUAUUGGGCUGGCGUGAGAGCCCAGCAGUUAAGUACCCCAGACCUGAAGGCACCUGCGGGUAUCAGGAUUGGCUGGUGGGGCAUACGGGGGAUGUCCUGGGAAGACUUUCGCCAUUCGAUAGAAGUAAAUGUCUUGCUAGGUAAACCUCCUAAAAUGAUUCUUAUACAUUUAGGUGGUAAUGACAUAACCAAAAUGCCUGUAUCAGAAUUAAGAGGGAUAAUUCAAUGUGAGGUCACAUAUCUAAGGGAGGCUAUGCCUGAUUCCAAACUAAUUUGGGUAAAUAUUUUACAACGCCUGUCAUGGAGAACCGACAAAUACGGAAUUCAGGAAAUUGAGUCAAUCAGAAAGCGAAUUAAUCGCUGGGGUAGGCAGCAGGUCAGUCUUCAUCCGCAGCAUGACAUUGUGUCCAUUGAUAUUGACUAUAAAACACCAGGCUUCUUCAGAGACGAUGGGGUUCAUUUGUCAGACGUAGGACUCGCCUUUUACUUGGAUGCUGUUAAUGAUGCCAUUUAAAGAACCUAUAAAUACUUUGGUCCGUGUUAGUCAUAAUCAAUAAAAAGUCAUAAUUGAUUUCAUAUUCGUUAGUUAAUUGAAUUAGAAUUUUUGGGGGAAUAAAUUUUACAAAUUUAUCGUGGCGGCAAAAAUUCAAUUGGUUGUGCGGGGCGUGCGGGCGAGCGCACGUUGGAAUCAUUUUCCAUAAUUUUAUACGUUAUUUCGUUAGGUAAAUUGCGGCUGUCUAUUAUACUUUGGUUUCUCCAUUGGUAGUUGGUAGCGGUUAUUUACAUCAAAUCUUCUCAAAUCGUUACAAUCUCAGUAAUACUCAUUGCCUCACAUAAAUCACCGGAGUCGAUUUAUCGUGUAUGUACACAACCGCCAGUUUGUCCCUGUAAGUAGUAAUGUACACCUUCAAGUUUGUCCGUUUAAGUAUGCAAAUGCCAUUAUGUCCGCAUAGCGUCCACGCCCGCUAGUCUGUAUGAUUCAGGUAAUAAUGUAUACAAAUGCUAGAAAGUCCGUGAUAUCAUGUAAUAUCGUAUACAUAUGUCGGUUGGUCCGUGUUAGUAAUGCUGCCUGUACGUGUCUGUAUAAUGUAAACGUUUACGGUGUAAAAGUAUGUAAACCCGUGUAUAGGGUUACAGCAUUAAGUUAUGUAAACCAGUGUGUAGGUUUACAGUGUGUAAAGUUUGAAAACCCGUGUGUAGGGUUACGGUGUAAAGUCCUGUAAACCCAUGUGUUUUGCUGGUUGGUUUAAGUACGUGAACAGGGUUUUGCCCAUGACAGUGUUCGGUAAUUCCUAGUUUCUCGUGCGUGUGUACUAGGCAAUGUGUUUGUUUAACAUUAAAUUUGAAAUUAUUUGUUUACGCGUGCGCUUGCUCGCUCGUCCCGCAGCAGGUUUUCUUGGUACGACAGUGGUGACUCCUUGAGUACCUUUUCUCGCGGCCAUUUCUGCCACACAACUCCUAUCUACUAAUCAAGCGUUUAGGUCUUAGAUCAAUGUGUACUUUUAAUACCGUUCGUUUUAUUGACAUUAAAUUGUGUAAUUGGAACAACAUGUUUUUAAAUGGUUUAUUAAAUGUGUAACAUGAAA
Messenger RNA from Mercenaria mercenaria, 2861 nucleotides. RefSeq lists its product as uncharacterized. NCBI's taxonomy places the organism in Eukaryota, Metazoa, Mollusca, Bivalvia, Venerida, Veneridae. The record is from RefSeq and is a predicted model, not a curated record. The coding region runs from base 662 to 1789 and encodes 375 amino acids. The transcript is spliced from 2 exons. Gene Ontology annotation, molecular function: hydrolase activity, acting on ester bonds.